Biomphalaria glabrata is the source of this 768-nucleotide messenger RNA. Its product is annotated as 10 kDa heat shock protein, mitochondrial-like. Bases 257 to 562 code for a protein of 101 amino acids. Lineage: Eukaryota; Metazoa; Mollusca; Gastropoda; Planorbidae. The transcript has 4 exons. Gene Ontology annotation, cellular component: mitochondrial matrix. The record is from RefSeq and is a predicted model, not a curated record. Gene Ontology annotation, molecular function: protein folding chaperone; metal ion binding; protein-folding chaperone binding.
AUUAAGAAACCAUGUGCACGAACUCUAACGAAGGUCACAGGCUAUUCUAGAAGUUUGUAGACUAGAAUUAGAUCUAGACAUCUAGAUUUACAAGACGGCGUCAUCUUGAUUGCUUUUGUACUAGACUAGAUCUAUAUCUAAUAAAAGCCUGGACGUUAGAUCUAAAUCUAUUUAGCACAAAUAAAUUCAGAAUUUCACAAUUUUGCUGUGUUAUUAUUAUUAGAUCUAAUUAAUUCACACAUCUGUAUCACACACAAUGGCACAAGCAUUCAAGAGAUUUUUACCCAUGUUUGAUAGAGUGCUUGUUGAAAGAUUUCUGCCUGAGAUUAAAACAAAAGGAGGUAUCAUGCUACCUGAAAAGUCACAAGGCAAAGUUCUUGAAGCUACAGUUGUAGCAGUUGGCUCAGGAGCCAAAAAAGAUAAUGGUAAUGUGGUUCCAGUUAGUGUAAAGGUUGGAGACAAAGUUUUACUGCCUGAAUAUGGAGGCACUAAGGUUAUUUUGGAAGAAAAAGAAUACUUCUUAUUCCGUGAUAGUGAUUUACUUGGAAAGUUUGAGAGUUAAUGUUGCAUGGACUUAUUGAAAUUGAACAAUUUGAAUGACAGUGCAAAAUUGUCUUAGCGGUUAUAAGUGAUAUUGAACAAUUUUUUUUUUUUGUAUCGAUUAUGUAUGUUGCAGAAUAUGUGGAUAAAUUAUGUUGAAUUGUAAUAUUUUGUUUUGUGAAACAUGAUGCAUUUUAUAUGUUUUAAUAAUAAAAUGAUCUGAGGAAA